UGACGCCAUCACCCCGCGCCCGGUAGGGGCGCCCCUGGCGGCGGCGCGGCGGGCAGGAUGGCGGCCGCCUCGCUGUGGAAGGGGCUGGUGGGACUCGGCCUCUUCGCUUUGGCCCACGCGGCCUUCUCGGCGGCGCAGCAUCGCUCCUACAUGCGGCUGACAGAGAAGGAGGACGAGACGCUUCCCAUAGAUAUAGUUCUUCAGACUCUGUUAGCCUUUGCAGUUACCUGCUAUGGGAUUGUACAUAUCGCAGGAGAGUUUAAAGACAUGGAUGCUACUUCAGAACUAAAAAAUAAGACGUUUGAGACGUUAAGGAACCAUCCAUCUUUUUAUGUAUUUAAUCACCGUGGUAGAGUAUUGUUCCAGUCCCCAGACACAGUGAAUUCUUCAAAUCAAGAUGCUUUGUCAUCCAGCUCGUCACUGAAAUUUCGAAAACUUGAACCUCUGCGCCGCUAAGACUUUUACAGAUCCUAACGAGAACCCAGGACACAGAGAUGUAAAUUGAAGUCGGGGAUGUAAACACUUUUUUUUUUGAUUUCUGGAGCAGUAUUUAUAUUGAUCUUCCAGACUUUAUAAAGUAUAUAUAUAUAAAAACUAAGGACCUUCUUUGUAUGCUGUUGAUGAAAACAAAUUGGCAAUGCGGUGUAAAUUAUUCUACAGUUAUGCUGUGAAGCACAUCUUCAAAAUUUCACAUGCUAACAAAGCUGCAGGUAACCUAACUUCAGCUAAAAUGAAAGACAAGCUAGAUUUUACCACGAUUACUGUUCUUUGCUAGGAGGGAAUGUUUGAGUGCUAUUUAUUUUCUCAGUUUGCUUGCACUACAGUUUAUAGAAACUCCUUCAGAAAUACUGUGUGCACUGCAUCACUUAUCAGCAGAAAAAGGGCAGUGUUUCCUGUUCAUACAGAGCCACAGAGACCCGUGUGGUGUAGGUACAGGAAGUCAGAAUGGUUGCAUUUUGUUUUUAUUUUUUUACAAUACUGGAAAGUGGUUUUGUGAAGGGUUUUGUUUUGGUUGUUUUUUUUUUUUUCCUCCUUAAUUCUUCAUUAUCAAAUGAUUUCCUUGUUGCCCUCCUGUCUUUAAAAGCAAACUGUCCUACGUUGCCCUGUUUGCCAGGGCUGUGGCUGCACAGUUGGUGCCUGCGUGGGGGAGGCAGCUCACUGCUGAUCACAUCAAUGAUCUACUGUGCUCAGUUCCUUCCCCCACUGCAUUUUUGUUCUUUGAUUGUGAAUACAGAUGACUGAAUGGUGCAGAAGUACCUCUGAAUGGUAGCAGAUACUAGUUCCCAUCUUCUGUGAGAGGUAUUUAAGUAUCAGUAAGCGGUGCCCCUUCUGUAAAGGUUACAAGGGCGAAGUCCAGCAGCUGUGUCUGCUUGCUGGCAUUAAUACAGUACAGGUAUUCAGCUAAUUAUAGUGCAGUUUCCCCUUUUCUGCCUACAGAGCCAUUAAAAUUGAUUUCUUUUUCUAGCUGAGCCUGGCGGUGAUUUAAAAUGACUGUCUUGAUUGUGUUUAUUAGGACAGAUGAUGCAGUCCUUAACUACUGACUUCUAAAUUCUGAUCCCCUCUUAGGGGCUGAAUCAGUGCUCACGUUUUCCUUGGUCUGGCAUUUCAGUCCAGCAGUGGAACGCUCUUCUCCCACCUACCUGCCAUAGCAAAGAGAGGGCAGUGCGAGAUACUGAUGGGGCCAGCUAGAAUUGAUGAUGUCUCACUGCCUCUGUGCAAAAUCAACCUUUUGUUCUAGCACCUGUUUUUUAAACAGCUAAGAACCGUCAAAGGCAAAAAGCUUAGCAAAAACUACUGUGUAAACUGAAGCCUCUCUUUCUAGCUCUGCCCAUCCUAUGGAUUGGGUGCCCCAAUGCUAGAGCAAUACCCGUAGCUGCUGCUCUACAAUCACUCUUAAACAUCUGGGUUUGGUUGGAAAGGGUUACUCUGCCAAUUAAAACCUUAAGUGUUCUGGUUCCCCCCAGCUGGUGUCAGGGAGGGAAAGUGAGGCCAAAGGUCUGUAAUCAUUGUACCAGACUGAUCCUGCAACUGUGGUUGGCAGUGAGCCAUUGGGAGAGGGUAUCUUAGAGCAAGGCUGCUCACCUUAUAUGUCUAAGAAGCCCCAUUUGUGCUAUGGUAAGGCUACGCAGGCCUGUCCACGGUGGGCGGUGCUACCAUCUGACAGUUGUAAGUCAUUCUUGGAGAAACAUUGGUUCCUCAGAUGUGAGUCAUGCUGGGAGCACCCUGUUGGCUGCACCAGGUCUCUGUGAUGUGACAAGUAGCCUUACUCUUCAGCAGCAAUGGUGUACAAAGCUGUACAAAUUAUUUUUUCUUAUUGAUCUUGCAAUGUCCAAUAAAAACUGAUAUCUUAAGAAG
Messenger RNA from Tympanuchus pallidicinctus (lesser prairie-chicken), 2355 nucleotides. RefSeq names its product membrane magnesium transporter 1 (gene MMGT1). The coding region runs from base 58 to 456 and encodes 132 amino acids. The record is from RefSeq and is a predicted model, not a curated record. The transcript is spliced from 4 exons. NCBI's taxonomy places the organism in Eukaryota, Metazoa, Chordata, Aves, Galliformes, Phasianidae. Gene Ontology annotation, cellular component: plasma membrane; early endosome; Golgi apparatus.